Ictalurus punctatus (channel catfish) is the source of this 3459-nucleotide messenger RNA. RefSeq names its product ankyrin repeat and kinase domain containing 1 (gene ankk1). Gene Ontology annotation, molecular function: ATP binding; protein binding; protein kinase activity. Gene Ontology annotation, biological process: regulation of cell cycle process; protein phosphorylation. The transcript is spliced from 8 exons. The coding region runs from base 90 to 2336 and encodes 748 amino acids. The record is from RefSeq and is a predicted model, not a curated record. Gene Ontology annotation, cellular component: cytoplasm. Lineage: Eukaryota; Metazoa; Chordata; Actinopteri; Siluriformes; Ictaluridae.
CAGACCAGUUUUUAGUUGGUGAAGUUGUUGAAGAGAAGAUAUAGCUUGGUGUUGAGUGCUACAGAAUUUUGAGUUUAGAAAACCUCAAAAUGGCAGAACCUACUUCACGGAAAAGUGAGCAUCUUGAUUCCUUCACUCAGGAGAGAUUUACAUAUUUUAAAAAAGAAGAAUUUGAAGUAGACUGGGAGAAAAUUUCCGAAAGCAAGUUUGGCCGUGUGUACAAAGUCAAGCUCAAGCUGUGGCGGGAAAAAUGUGCCGUUAAGACUUUUAUUAACUCCAGUGAUUACAGGAACAUGUUGCAGGUCUCCAAAAUAGGGAAGAUCAAAUUUAAAUACUUGAUGACUAUUUAUGGGCUGUGCAAAGACUCGAGCGUGAUGGAGUACAUGGGCAGAGGAUCCCUGGAUACUCUUCUCACAACCCAUGCUCUUAUGUGGCCAAAGAAGUUCCAAAUGAUCCAUGAGGUGACCAUGGGCAUGAACUUCCUGCACAGCAUGAAGCCACCUCUCCUUCAUCUGAACCUCAAGCUAUCCAACAUCCUUCUUGAUGAUCAUCUUCAUGUUAAGAUUUCAGAUUUUGGGAUAAUUAAAUCGGACGACUCUUCUAACAAGACAGAAUUCAUUGAGCAUUUGGCAGCAAGGGGAAACAUUAGCUACGUCCCACCAGAGACUUUCAGCCUGAACGCUGAACCUCCUACUUCCAAAUAUGAUGUUUACAGCUUCGCCAUGGUGAUGUGGGAGAUUCUGACCCAGAAGAGGCCGUAUUGCGGAAUGAAUAUGACUGAAAUAUUGAUCAGAGUGACAUCUGGCAAAAGGCCCAAUGUGGAGAUGGUCCCAGAUGACAAGCCUCCUGAGUGUGAGGAGAUGAUCAGCAUAAUGCAAGCCUGCUGGUGUCAAGACUCCAGCGAACGGCCAGCUUUUUCUGAGACGGUGUGGCUGACUGAAGCUCUAAGUGAUGUCCUGAAACUCCCAGACAAGAUUCCAGGCAAGGAGAUAAAGAAGAGAUCACGUAAAAUUGAAAAGUCUCUGUCAGCCUUGCCGAGAGGAGACUCAAACGAUACACCCGAUGGACAUUCAGAUAAAGACAUUGUGUCUUACUUGAAACACAAGGACUUUGAAACCUUCAAAAAUGUCUUAAAGAAGGAGCAUGUCUCGAUGCUCUUCAAAAAUGACAACUCGCUCCUUCACUAUGCCGUCGCCAGCGGCAACACUGAAUGCGUUAGGCUGGUGUUAAAUCAUGGGGCGUCAGUGAACUGCCAGUGUGCCAACGGAUACACACCACUUGUUGUCGCAUUGCUGAAGAAGUAUCACGAGACCUUCAGCCUGCUUGUGGAACAUGGUGCCGAUGUCAACAUCCCUGAACAAGACCUGUGGACGCCGCUGCAUUUCGCCUCACAGAGUGGAGACGACCGUGCUGUUCACCUCUUACUAGAUGCCAAAGCCACCGCUGAUGUGAAAGACAAAGAAGGAUGGACGCCUCUUCACGUUGCUGCUCAAAAUGGUCAUGAGAAUAUUGUGCGCCAUCUUCUCUCUCGCUUGAGCAAUGUAGACGAAGAAGAGGGACAAUCCGGAAGGACGGCACUCCACACAGCGUGUGAGUACGGUCACCUGCGCAUUGCCAAGGUCUUACUGGCCAAAGGAGCUGACCCAAAUAGGACAGAUAACUCUCAAUCCACCGCGCUGCACCUAGCAGUUGAACAGGGCCACUUCAGGAUAGUACGGCUACUGGUGAAUAGCAAAGCAGACGUGAAGCGCAAAGACAAACGGACUUACAGCGCCCUGCAUUUUGCAGCCCUCCAAGGCUUCACAGGCAUCUGCAGGCUCCUGCUGAGUCACGGCGAGGACGCUGAUGUCAGGACGUGCCAAAAUUGGACACCCAUGCACCUGGCAGCGCUCAAGGGACAUUCAGAGACGCUGCUGGUUCUGGAAGAGAACGGUGGCUCUGUGGACACGCAAGGUGAAGGAGGGUGGACGCCACUGCACCUUGCAUGCCACCACCAACAUGAUGAAGUUGUCUCGGUGCUGAUAAACGCCGGGGCCAACCCAAAUAUGGCUGAGGAUGGAGGUUGGACACCGCUGCAUCUAGCGUGCCACAACAGCAGCUUUGCCAACGUGCUCUUGCUCAUUGCUGGGCAUGCCAACGUCAACAUGCAAAACAACAGCAAGGACACACCACUGCAUCUGGCUGUGCAGUCGAGCAGCGUCCCGAUUGUCAAAGCCCUGCUGAUGAAUAGUGCAGAUAAGGACAUAGUCAACUGCAAAGGGUAUACAGCAUUAGAUUUGGCUCGGCAAGGCAGCAAUGAGGAGAUGAUGCAGUUACUGAAGCACUUAGAAGACUAGGUGAGACAAGGUGACUAGGAUAGACAGUCAAAGCCUACACAUAAUGGCAAAUAACAUCCGGCACUGGAAAAGGAUGAAGGGCUGCAUUGAUCUCGCCUAUUGAUUGCGUCUCUCUGCAUAUAUUUUUUUUGUUAAAAGUGUUCCUAUUGAUUUGGCUCAGGGGCAUUUUCAUAAUGUGAUGAAAAGGCCUCCCUUAUUGUAUCGCUCACCCAUUAUUGUGAAUGAAUUCUUCUAUGAGCACUUCCUCUAAGCUGUAUUUGGUAAUAGUUGAAUAUGGUUUCAGAGGACUUUUACAGUGUCACAAUUGUGUGAACUAUCUUCCACAGGAGUUUAUUACUGCGUUCACCUAGAUAUUCUCUUCUGUUACAAAGGAAUGUAGGUCAUUCAUAACAUUCCAUUCCUUUAAAACUAUGUACAGUACAUGUCAGAGAGUUCACAACUGCUUUGACUGCAUUCCUCCCUCUUCUACUCUACCUUAUAGACAGAGCCAAUGAGCUACAUUUUAAACAAUAACACUGUAUACUAUUGUUUCUUCUUCUGAGAAGCUUGUAGACUUCUGAUCUAAUGAAAAAUCAACAAAUCCUGAACAAACGACAGCGAUGUGCGAUUUGAUUCGAGUGAUAUCAUACUGAACACUUACUCACCCCUUGGAAACUUUUCAUAUGAAGCAAAUUGUUCCUACUAUCAAGUGUGAGAACAUGUUGAAACGUGCAGUGAAUACACACUGACUCAUUGUAUCUCCCGUACAAGAGGAAUCCUGCCGAUGCAAUUUUAAAGGGCUUGCUCAGAAAAGAAUUCAUGAGCAAUAAUAAUCAAUAAAUUAGUUAUCUCUCUGUUCAUUUAAUGGAAGAUCAAGCAUCUAUCAUGCAUAAUAUACAGCCUGCUGCUGCUGCUGCUGUGCAGAGAUAAGACGUGCUGGUAUGAGAACCAACACAGGAUUAGUGUAUAAGAAAAGGAAGGAGAAGGCUGUAAGUUUAAGUUCUAGCACUUCCAAAAUAUAAUGUUGUAGCAUAGUAAGCAGUGUAAUAUGAAUCACAGUAAGAUUUUAAGGACAAGUGAUGAAGUUGACAUGAGGUGAAUCACACAUUUUCUUAUCAAAUAAAGUUUUCCAAGAUACAAACUA